AUGAAAUUACGAGGCCGAAAGCUCACAGCAACUUUAUCCUUCGUAGCGGGAACUGGCUUCAUCCUUUUCGGAUAUGAUCAGGGUGUCAUGUCUGCGUUGCUUACCGCCAACCAAUUCGAAAAGGUGUUCCCGCAAGUCGUGGUCAGUGAUCAGCAUCCAGACCAUGCUACGCUACAGAGCUUCCUUGUAGCUAUCUACGAAAUCGGAUGCCUUUCAGGCGCAUUGAUAAAUCUCGUCCUCGGAGACAGAUUCGGAAGAAAGCGUACAAUCGCUCUGGGCUGUUUUAUUAUGACUAUUGGAGCGAUCAUUCAAGCAGCGUCUUAUAGCUAUGCGCAAAUUAUAGUUGCCCGUAUCAUCACAGGUGUAGGGAAUGGGUUGAAUACGUCAACCGUGCCUGCUUACCACGCAGAGUGCUCUCCCCCUCAUCAACGCGGUAGUUUAAUUAUGAUAGAAGGAAGCUUGAUCACAUUGGGUAUCAUGAUUUCUUAUUGGAUAGAUUUUGCAUUGUUUUGGGCUUCCGGAUCUUCCGCACAAUGGAGGGUUCCUAUCGCGUUACAAAUUCUGUUUGCUUUGGUAGUAGUUUUCGCUUUGUCAAUUCUCCCUGAAUCCCCUCGUUGGCUCAUGAAAGCUGGGCGACCGGCCGAAGCUCUGGCCGUCAUUUCCGCAUUAGAAGAUAAACCUCACACAGACUCGACAGUCCGAACGACAUUUCAUGCCAUUAAAGAAGCGGUCGCUUUAGAAGGCUCUAACAUAGAUACGUCAAGUUCUUCGGAAAAGGCUUCCCUCAGCGAACUUUUCACUGGUGGUCGGACCCAAAAUUUCAGGCGGGUCGCGCUGGGGGUCAUCAUCCAAUGCUUCCAGCAAGCGAGUCAUCCGUUGCUACUUGGGGAUAAUAUCACGGGCAUCAACCUCAUAACAUACUACGCGACUAUUCUUUUCGAACGCCUCGGCAUCAACGAUGUGAAAUCGCGGAUCCUAGCAGCAUGCAACGGCACUGAAUAUUUUCUGGCUUCCCUCGUUGCCAUCUUUCUCAUUGACCGUGUCGGACGACGGAAGCUCAUGAUAUUUGGUGGUGUUGGCCAGUGCCUCACAAUGGUUCUUCUCGCUGUGCUGGGGAGCAUCAACAACUCGGCAGCCGAUAUUGUUAGCGCUGUCCUCUUAUUCGUGUUCAACUCUUUCUUUGCAAUUGGAUGGCUAGGUAUGACUUGGCUCUAUCCUGCAGAAAUAGUUGGUCUACGAAUGAGGGGGCCGGCUAAUGCCUUAAGUACAGCCAGCAACUGGACGUUCAACUUUCUGGUGGUCAUGAUUACAGGACCCGCAUUCCAGAACAUAUCAUGGAAAACGUACAUCGUUUUCGCCGCUUUGAACGCAUUUAUAAUACCUAUUGUAUACUUCUUUUUCCCGGAGACCGCAGGGAGGUCGUUGGAAGACAUGGACGUAGUGUUUGCCCUUGCGUACCUGGAGAACGUAUCUCCAGUCACCGUAUCUUUGCGAAAGGAUGUGCCUCCAGCAGGAUCCCCUGAGGCCGAGCGCAUUCUUGGGCUACAAGUAGGCUCGAUUUCUAAUAGUGAUGAAGUUUUGCCCAAAGAAGCAGAGGGAACAAAAUCGUAA
Molecule: messenger RNA, 1611 nt
Organism: Lentinula edodes (shiitake mushroom)
Lineage: Eukaryota; Fungi; Basidiomycota; Agaricomycetes; Agaricales; Omphalotaceae
Product: general substrate transporter
Exons: 18
Coding region: 1-1611 (536 amino acids)
Biological process (GO): transmembrane transport; carbohydrate transport
Cellular component (GO): membrane
Molecular function (GO): carbohydrate:proton symporter activity
Source: RefSeq, a predicted model, not a curated record